AUGUCUAAUCACUCGCGUCCUUCGCGGUCGCCGCAACCGCCCAUCGCAGAGACAGACCGCUCUUCGGACCCCAGCUCCAAGUCCAAGACUCCAUCGACUGGCCUGUCUUCCCAGCACUCAUCCCUUUCGGCGCCGCGCCGCUACAACCCCGAUGCGCACCCGCCGCGCAAGUUGCGCUCGCAGUACCCAAGAGGGUCGACUGAGAACCACGUCGAGUACAUUCUUGUGGCAUCAUUCGACAUUGACCGGGGCCCAGUGAUGGAGCAUCAAUAUCCUGUGGCGAUCACAGGCGACGAACACAUGCUUGCCGAGCUCAUGUUACCCGACCAGGCCCAUGUGCGCAACCAGGACUGGACCAUAUUCUUCCUGCACAAGGAUACGAGUCAAGAGGAGGAAGACGAGGAGCGCAAGAGGAAAGAGAGGAGGCGUAAGAGGAGGAGGAGAAGACAAAAUGAGGCUGCAGGAAUCCUUGACGAAGAAGACGAGGACGGAGAAGAGGACGAAGAAGACGAAGAAGAGGAUGAUGACGACCUAGACGAUUUUGACGACGACGAGUCCACCGACAGCGAGCCAGAAGGUGGUGAGGGUCCGCCACUUAUCCACGUGCUCAACCUGGUCAACACGAAACAGGACAAGACUGUCAAGCGAGGCGCUGUUGUCAAGGCCAUGGCGAUUUGCACACGACACCCAUUUUUACACAUUUACAAGCCUUUAUUACUGUUGGCUCUGGAAGAAUACUUCAAAUCGCCUGUCCCAGAGACAUUGUCCAUGCUGUAUGACGCGGUCAAUGCGAUGGACCUGUCUCUCAUGCCCAAGCUCAGCUUGUUGGAAAGACAUCUUCUGCUGGCCAGCGACAACAAAGAUCUGUUUGUGGAAAAGUUUGAGCAGAUGAUCCAGAUGCGCCUCGCUGAGGACAGGGGCGAAGAGCUCGACGACCAGCCGUUCGACGUGAAUCGCAGCUUCUCAAAACAGCAGGGCAUCUCAAGAGCUGGCACCAAAGCGUACAUUGAGGGCCAGGGCCAGAUGCAGGCCAAGUACUCGGUACCAAGAGACACACACGAAUUUGAGAGCAAGGUUAUGUAUAAGGGAAUCCCGAUUCCGAUCAAGAUCCCAGUCGCGGUCAUGCCAGAGACCGUUGGCGACUUCUCCUUGAUCAAACUCAUCCAAAAGUUUUCUGAAUCACAUGGCAAAGCAGUGCAGCCAUUCCCACUGCACGCACACUUGACGACCAAUGGUCCGAACACGCACCCCAUCAUCGUCCUCGCCAACGCCUUGUUGACGCAGAAGCGAGUCAUCUUUCUCGGCCACAACUUGCCAUCCGGAGAGGUGGCCGAAGCUGUACUUGCAGCGUGCGCCUUGGCUUCUGGCGGCACGUUACGGGGCUUCACCCGACACGCUUUCCCUUAUACGGACUUGACCAAGAUUGACGAUCUGUUGAACGUCCCUGGCUUCAUCGCCGGCGUGACAAAUCCGACAUUCGAGCUGCACCCCGAGUGGUGGGAUGUUCUGUGCGACUUGCCGACGGGUAAGGUCAAGAUUAGCAGCAAAAUUGAGCCCGCGACGGUGACAGAGGGCAUGGUAUACUUCCAACAGCAGAAUCCAUCCUUCGCCGGGCUUGUUGGCGGCACAUCGAGAAUCUCUGCCGAGACAGAUUUAACAGGUGAUCAGGCGUUUAUGCAGGACAUUUUAAAGAGCAUUGCCGCGCGGCGUGGUGAACGGGUCAUCCGCGCAAAAUGGCGCGAUUGGGUAAUCAAGUUCACACGAAUCGCAGCCGCCUUUGAGGAGGGCGUAUAUGGUGCUAGUGCCCUAUAUAUCGGUGGCGAUGACUUAGACAUGGGCUCCACGGGGGUUAAUGGGCACGGCUACGUGUGGGUAGACGAGCCGUCGAGACAGAAGGAGCUCGCAGGCAACGUGACGAGGAUCGAGGGAUGGCGGAACACACGGAGCUACUACAGCUUCAUCCAGGACCUCGCACAAAUAUACACAAUCCGCCCGCUCAAGGGUCUGGACCUGCAUCACAUGCACGAUCGUCUACGAACGCAGCGCCUCAACCCGGCGCAGAGCAGAGAAAUCUACAUUGCCUUUUCCAAGUACAUUUUCUCUUACGACGAGAUCUGCCUCUUCCUCAGUGUGGCACCCGAGUCACACGCUGGCUUGUUCUACCUCGCAUUGGGCCUCUUCCACAAGGACCGCGAAGUGCGCACACGGACGGCGGACCUGUUGGAGCGCAUUGGCGAACAUGAGGCCGGGCAGCACUGGUGGAAGGGCCUCAGCAGGUUCGAGAAGCUGGCGUACAUGCGCAUCCGUCGCGAGACGGACGCCGACAUGCGCACAAAGCUGGAGAAGGAGGGGCUGAGUCCGGAGCUGGAGAGGCGGAUUAGCUAG
Verticillium nonalfalfae is the source of this 2385-nucleotide messenger RNA. RefSeq lists its product as uncharacterized. Bases 1 to 2385 code for a protein of 794 amino acids. Gene Ontology annotation, cellular component: plasma membrane. The record is from RefSeq and is a predicted model, not a curated record. Gene Ontology annotation, biological process: actin cortical patch localization. Lineage: Eukaryota; Fungi; Ascomycota; Sordariomycetes; Glomerellales; Plectosphaerellaceae. The transcript is spliced from 3 exons.